This is a messenger RNA of Aspergillus piperis CBS 112811, 470 nucleotides long. RefSeq lists its product as uncharacterized. Bases 157 to 399 code for a protein of 80 amino acids. The record is from RefSeq and is a predicted model, not a curated record. Lineage: Eukaryota; Fungi; Ascomycota; Eurotiomycetes; Eurotiales; Aspergillaceae. The transcript is spliced from 2 exons.
CUCCAGCGAAACGCUCCACAAGUGAUUAAGCUCGAAAUUUAACAGGGCAUAAAGUACAAUCACAUCGACUUCAAUAACUCCAGAUACAUCUCUCCGACCUGUUUUCGCCCCUCAUUAUCCCCUUGUAUCCACUCCUCAGGCGGAAACAGGUCAAACAUGCCCACUUUCAUUAACAACGGGAUCGCCGCUCUAAGAGCUGUCCUGAGCGUGUCCAUUUUGACUUUGUCCCCAGCUGCAUGUGCUUCGUUAUACGCCCGGAUAUUGACCAGCAUUGCUCCUACUGUGCCUGUCUGCACUUUGCUGCCAUCCGGUAGAGUCACUUCUGGCAUCGCAGUACCAAGCGUUGACGAGUUCAAAGCGACAAGGCUAGCAGCUGAUGAGUUGGACAUGAUGGUUUGAAUUAGGUAGCAUUUGAGGGUUCUGGAAGUAGUCAAUGGUUAUCUGAGGAUAUGAGGUUUGGUGGGGAUGGU